AUGAGACUAAGCGAGAUAACAGAGCCGCCGGAUGAGUAAGUUGUACAUUUAUAGAGCUUUGAAAACUGACAAAACAUUAGUUAGAACAUUUGCAGGGACCACAUGACCACCUACGUCAUCGGGAUAUUCGUGGGUGGCCUGGUUUUGCUGGUGCUCAUGGUACUUAUGAUCAUUUUUGUGAGAAAAUGUCUGAAUCGAGGUAAGCGGGGGGAAAUGAGGGAAAGCACCACAAAAAAAAUUUUAUAAUAAAAACAGAAUUUUUGUGGCUUUAUUGGACCUCAUAAUGAAGCUCAUGAAUCCCUUGAAAUCAUGUAAUAACAGUAAAAUUGAGAAACCCUACAAUAGACAUGUCUCCGGGCCAGGCUUUCCAAAAUUUUUCGACCGCCCCAGGCCGACUAAUUUUGUGAUUUUUCGUAACGCCCCAGGCUUUGAUUUCAGCCCCAGUCCGGCUAAGGUCGGCCCGGUUUUAAAAAAAAUCGGAUUCUCCGAAAAUUCUUCAAGAAAUGGCGAGUUUGCGACAAAUUCACCAAAAAAUAUUGCAAAGAUUACAUCAAGAAAACAAAAAAAUGUCGUUAUGUAGCCGCGAGCCCUGUUGAGCCUACAAGUAGAUAUAGCAAAACGUUUUGGUUACAAUUGUGACAGAAACAUUUGCUUGGCCGAGGGAAUAUCUCCAUAACGACAAGAAUAAUGAAGUUCUCUCGGAAUUGCAAGGAAAGAAACGCUGGUUUUGUCUUUUUUCACGUGUUUUUCUUGCAAAUUGCCAGAAAUGGUAGUUAGGGCGAAAAAUGAAAUCUGAAUUUUGAAAUACAAAUUGGAUUUUAACCUUGGGAUCUGCAGGAAUACUCACGAUUUUUAUACCAUAAGUAAAUCAAAUAUUCUAUAGAAAAAUUGAGGCUUUAUUGUUUAUUUGAUUUUCAUAAGAAAUAAAAAGAUUUCCAAUAAAAAAAAAUUUUUUUCCCUGACCGUCUCUCCACGGUUUGCAUAGUCUCUUUUCCCCCCAGAGUUUGUUGAAUAUCUCGGCUACAACUUGAAAACGGGAACUAAAUUUUUUAGCAAUUGAUUGAUGGUCUAGAUGGACUCAGUAUGCAAAUUUUUAAGAAAUUCUGAGCGUUCACCCUCUGGAUUUUGAAUUUUUUAAAUAAAUUGAUAGGGCUGAGAGGCGGAUGUCUUGUGGGCUCUGUAAUGUGUUGCAUAGAGGUUUGAUGAGCCUUUUUAUAAUCUUUUUCAUUGUAUUUUGUCUUCCAGAAAGGCUAAAUCAUCAAAAUUUUUCUGCUAAAAUUUCGAAAAAUUUCAAAAUUUCAAUUUUAAAAUUUUCUUGCCAAAACUUGUCUAUUACAAUAUAAUCGAUACAAUUUUUGUUUCUUUUGCAAUCUAAUCGAUAUAAUUGCUUUUUCAGAGGCUCCGGUACGUCCGCCAGAGGCCAGUAGCGUGCCGGAGACGCCGGCCGAGCCCUAUUAUACGGCCGAUCAGUUCGAAUACAAGGGCACCCUCUACUUGAAGAAGGACUGGGACCUGAAGAAUGUGACGGACGACGCCCCCAUCGAUCCCGACUUGGCCCCUCCAUCCGCUCGAAUCCAACACACGACGGGGCAGGGCAACGUUGUCUACGAAAUUGGGUGCGAAUUCGAGGCUCCCAAGUCCCAGAAAACACAAGGAUCGACGGUGGUGCAGAAGGUGGAGGAGAAAAUUGGAGCGGAAGAGGAGAAUUCGGGGAAGAAUGAGGAGGAAAAAACACAGCAAUCGGAGAAUAAUGGGGCCAAAUCAAAUGUGAAGAAGAAAGAAGGGGGGAAAUAA
Bursaphelenchus xylophilus (pine wood nematode) is the source of this 1794-nucleotide messenger RNA. Lineage: Eukaryota; Metazoa; Nematoda; Chromadorea; Rhabditida; Aphelenchoididae. The record is from the annotation of a GenBank genome assembly.